GCCUUCUUUGCCGUGUUCGUUUCCUCUUUGGGGUUUUUAAUGCUGCAAUGAAUUUGCACAGAAGUCCUGAAUGAAUAAUGUUACAAACUCAAUAAUUUCACUUUCUUUUCCCAUUGAACCGGCUUUCCACAUUGUUGCCUGGUUUCUUAUUUGCUUCCUCUUUCGAUAGCUAUUUGCUUUAGCUUCCUUGUGACUGAAGAGUGGAGAGACAAUGAACAGAGGGGAAGCAAGAAGAUGGGGGGUGGUUAGAUGAAUAUAGGAUUUUUAUAGUGAAGCUUGUACCCGGAGGCUUGGAUUGAGUUUUAUCCAUAUAAAGUUCAGACUUUUUCUCUGAUUUUUCUUUCUUUUCUUUCUCCCGUUCUUCUUCGGAAAUGUGGAGUCGAUUGACAUGGUGGUGUACCAGCGGUGGUAUUGUCUCUUUGAAGCAAAGGGCGUCUGCGAUUGUCAAAAUCGGCCAUGGUAUUGAAGGGAACCUUCAUCCCCUUCAUUUUCCAUCGUUAGGUUUGAGGUUCUUUACAGUAGAAUGUAAUGGAACUGGAGGAAAAGCAGCAUCUUUAUCAACUUUACUCAGUGACAUCAAACGGGGCAUAUCUUCAUCGGCUUCGGUUUCCUCACCUUCUGCGAGUGACUCAUCUGGGAAUGGCGAUAACAACGACAACAAAACUGGUGUUUCGCAAAAUAUAGAUUCUAUAACCUUCGCGGAAGUUAGGAGGCUUAUGAGAUUGGUGGAUGUAGAAACCCUCAAGAAGAAGCUUGGUUUAGAGGGGAAGGAAGUUAUUCCAUACUCGGAGCUUCUUCAGACAUGUCAGAACACGGGUAUUGCUAGGAAUCAUGCUGAAGCUACCGCUUUUGCUCGGGUUCUUGAUGAAGCUGGGGUUAUACUUCUUUUUCGGGACAAGGUCUAUCUUCAUCCCGACAAGGUUGUUGAUCUGGUUAGAAGAGCAGUACCACUGGCACUGACGGCUGAGGAUGACCCAAUGAGGGAGGAGUUAAAGAAGCUGCAAGAGAAGAAAGAAGACAUUGAUGUGUUGGCACAUAAGCAGGUCCGGCGCAUCCUCUGGUCAGGACUCGGCUUUGGCAUUGGUUGCGUUGGGUUCUUCUUCCGGCUAACAUUCUGGGAAUUCUCAUGGGAUGUGAUGGAACCCGUUGCAUUUUUUACAACAACAACUGGCUUGAUCAUAGGCUAUGCCUACUUUCUCUUCACUUCAAGAGACCCUACAUACCAAGACUUUAUGAAGAGGCUCUUCAUUUCAAGGCAGAAGAAGCUUUUCAAAAAGCAAAAUUUUGAUGUUGAGAGAUUCCAAGAGCUACAGAUAAAGUGCAAAACACCUCUAGAUUGCAAUAGCACUCUAAAAAACAGAGUAGGACUGGACUUGGAUCUGGAAGAUGCCUUGAAGUAAGGAUUAACAUUAAUUUUCAGGUAGGUUUAUACAAUUCUUUUGGAAUAUACCAGAAAUAACCUUAACCUUGUUCCCCAUCUAUUUUCAUGUCGGCGGGGAGAAUUUCACCUAACUUUGCUGUUCUGCAUAUAAUUAUAUAUUUCCUCCAUUGUUCCUUAGCAAGGAUAAGAAGACGCAUUGCAUUCUCCUCUUCUUUCCUUAAAGCUUGGUAACUUCUUUUAUGCUGUCAUUUUGUCAAUGAACACUCGGAAUCCAUUGUUUAAUGAUAUUGAUUAUAGCUUCAAGGGGGUGAGCUGUUUUUUCCCCCCUCA
Messenger RNA from Neltuma alba, 1711 nucleotides. Its product is annotated as calcium uniporter protein 6, mitochondrial. The record is from RefSeq and is a predicted model, not a curated record. Gene Ontology annotation, biological process: mitochondrial calcium ion homeostasis; calcium import into the mitochondrion. Gene Ontology annotation, molecular function: uniporter activity; calcium channel activity. The transcript is spliced from 2 exons. Gene Ontology annotation, cellular component: uniplex complex. The coding region runs from base 372 to 1400 and encodes 342 amino acids. Lineage: Eukaryota; Viridiplantae; Streptophyta; Magnoliopsida; Fabales; Fabaceae.